GAAACGUUUCUUCGCCACACUAUAGUAUAUAAAAGGCUCACGUGACUCACGUGACGCUCCCUUAUUAACCUAUAUCGUUCGCCAACUUCGAAACCCUAAAUUCCCAAAUUGCGGAGGCUGAGAGAUCUCAAAUCGACGACCAACAGGAAGAAUGAGCAGUCGUUCGAGUAGAACCGUGUACGUCGGAAACCUUCCUGGCGAUAUCCGUGAGAGAGAGGUCGAAGAUUUGUUCAGUAAGUAUGGACCUGUUGUUCAAAUUGAUUUGAAGGUUCCUCCAAGGCCUCCUGGUUAUGCAUUCGUUGAGUUUGAUGAUGCUCGGGAUGCUGAAGAUGCUAUUCAUGGUCGUGAUGGCUAUGACUUUGAUGGGCAUCGUUUGAGGGUGGAAUUGGCGCAUGGUGGGAGGCGUUCAUCAGAUGAUACUCGGGGUAGUUUCAAUGGUGGUGGCCGUGGUGGUGGUCGCGGCCGUGGUGAUGGUGGUAGUCGUGGGCCAUCUAGGAGAUCAGAGUUUCGUGUUCUAGUCACAGGCUUGCCUUCAUCUGCUUCUUGGCAAGAUCUCAAGGAUCACAUGCGUAAAGGAGGCGAUGUCUGUUUCUCGCAAGUGUACCGUGAUGCUAGAGGGACAACUGGAGUUGUUGAUUACACCUGCUAUGAGGACAUGAAGUAUGCGCUGAAAAAGCUCGACGACACAGAGUUUCGAAAUGCGUUUUCGAAUGGAUAUGUCCGGGUUAGAGAAUAUGAUUCAAGGAAGGAUUCUAGGAGUCCUAGCCGGGGAAGAUCCUAUUCUAAGAGCCGCAGCCGCAGCCGUGGACGAAGCGUGAGCCGAAGCAGGAGCAGAAGCAGGAGCAGGAGCAGAAGUCCCAAGGCAAAGUCUUCACGUAGGUCCCCUGCAAAAUCUACAUCAAGAUCUCCUGGCCCCCGCUCGAAGUCAAGGUCACCGUCUCCAAGAAGAUAUGGAUUUACAUACGACUAGAAAAUGGAAAUUAAUAUCUGGAUGGAAAUUGAUUGUUGACAAGUGUUUCGUCUAAGAGGUAUGGGAAACUUUGGAAUAGAGACUUUGCUUUUCGUGGCUUCCUGAUAUAGUAUUCACUAAUUUACAUUGCUGCUAGAUGGAUAACAGUGGAGACAUUGGAUCACUUGGAUCACAAUAUUAUAUCGGGAUUUCUGUAAAACUAUAUUGGCUCGAUGGAUUGACAAUAUGGAAUCUGGGUUCUCUUGGGACGUCCGUGGCUCAUUUGGCAACACAAGUUUUUUUGGCCACAUGGCUUAUAAAACCUCUGUCCUAUCACCUAUGUUUUAACUAAGUAGCAGAAUAGUUUGGUUUAUGUUUCUUUUUUUUUAUUUGUUGCAACUUCUUAAUCUCUGUGAGAUAGAAGGAGAGGCUCCAGGACCUUGCUGAACAGUAUAAAACACAACAUGUUUGGAUUUUUGAAUCUGAGUUUCUUUUCUUGGACUUUUGCAGAUCGCGUUCAAGAUCAAGAUCUCCUCUACCUUCUGUUCAGAAGGAAGGAAGCAAGAGCCCUAGCAAGCCAAGUCCAGCCAAGAGUCCUAUCCACACUAGGAGUCCAUCGAGGUAAAAUGGGAGAUAUCCAGGUGAAAAGAGAAGAGAGAAGCAUCUUCUUGCUACUCAAAACAAAUUCUACUUUCUUGAAGUGGAUUAUAUCUGAACGCUUAUUGACUGUAGAAGAUGCGACAAGUUUGAUUUGCACUAUCAUUUUGUAAUAUUCUUGCCAUUCUUCGUCUUCUGGAUCCCUUUACUUUUGAGAAUGAUGUUUUUUUUUGAAGAUAUCGUUUCUUUUCCCUCCUUCUGAUUCAUCCUUUUCUUAAUUAACUAAAGCUCUCACUUAAACAACGUCGU
Molecule: messenger RNA, 1855 nt
Organism: Arabidopsis thaliana (thale cress)
Lineage: Eukaryota; Viridiplantae; Streptophyta; Magnoliopsida; Brassicales; Brassicaceae
Gene: SR34
Product: RNA-binding (RRM/RBD/RNP motifs) family protein
Exons: 13
Coding region: 152-970 (272 amino acids)
Cellular component (GO): nuclear speck; nucleoplasm
Molecular function (GO): RNA binding; nucleic acid binding
Source: RefSeq, marked reviewed